Messenger RNA from Anthostomella pinea, 1794 nucleotides. The record is from the annotation of a GenBank genome assembly. Lineage: Eukaryota; Fungi; Ascomycota; Sordariomycetes; Xylariales; Xylariaceae.
AUGUCUGCACGAUACUCUUUACGCGCUACUCCGAGGAAAAAGGAGCUCUUCGAUGGCAUGGUCGAAACUCCUCGCCGCCGUUCCACGCGACGCAAGUCGCAAUUUCCCCUUGAGGGCGCGUCCGACGAUGGCGAAUCGAGCUCGGCCGCCGAGACAACCACCACGAGAUCUCAAUCUACGCGUCGCCGACCACUUGUCCCCAAUUUUGCCGAGAGUGUCGACGAUUCCGACGCCAAACCAAAGGACGAGAACUUCAGUCCUCUAGGCAGCGAGAAGCUUGCGACCAUAAUCAGCGGCAGCGGCAGCGGUGGUGGCAUUGCUGACUCGACUCCUUCACACGCGCAGCAGAACGGCCGCUCCAAGGGAUAUACCAAUGGACAUACCAAUGGAAAAAGCAACGGGCACAUCAACGGGUAUGCGAAAGACAGAGUCAUCGAUGGCUGGAAGGUUGGGUCCGAUCCCAAAGUCGACAACUCCGGACACUUCGAGUUCGGAGGCAGCUUCGGUACCCUGGCCCUCAUGAUCGGCUUUCCCUCGCUCAUGUACUAUAUGUGGAUUGGCUCAACCUACUACGGUGGAAAGCUGCCCUUGCCAGAGGAGGGACAGUCGUUCGUCGACUUUGCCAAACACAUGGGACAUCUCAUCUACACCGGCGCAUUCCCGCAUUUAAGGGCAUGGAGGAUCUACUGGGUUUACUUCAUCUUCGAGGCAGUUUGCUACUGCUUGAUGCCCGGCGUCUGGGGCUACGGCAAACCGCUCGCCCACCUGGGAGGCAAGCAGCUUCCGUACUACUGCUCGGCCUACACCAGCUUCUACUUCACCAUCUUCGUCAUGGGCGUGUUGCACUUCACCGGCCUAUUCCCCAUCUACACGUUCCUCGACGAAUUUGGGCCUAUCAUGUCGGUCGCCAUUCUCUCCGGGUUUCUGUGCAGCUUCGUUGCAUACUUCUCGGCCAUCGCCCGCGGCGCCCAACACCGCAUGACCGGAUAUCCCAUCUACGACUUCUUCAUGGGCGCCGAGCUCAACCCACGCAUGUUUGGCAUCCUCGACUUCAAGAUGUUCUACGAAGUCCGCAUCCCCUGGUAUAUCCUUUUCGGUCUGAGCGCAGCUGCAGCAGCGCGCCAGUACGAGAACAACGGCUACGUAUCCGGUGAGGUAUGGUUCUUGGUCAUGGCCCAUUACCUCUAUGCCAACGCCUGCUCCAAGGGAGAACAGCUCAUCGUAACAACCUGGGAUAUGUACUACGAGAAAUGGGGCUUCAUGCUCAUCUUCUGGAACAUGGCCGGUGUCCCGCUCUCGUACUGCCACUGCACUCUCUACCUCGCAAACCACCACCCGUCCGAGUAUGCCUGGAAUAAGUACGCUCUCGGCGCCCUCUUUGUGACGUACCUGGCCCUGUACUGCGUCUGGGAUCAGUGCAACGGACAGAAGAACGCAUUCCGCCACAAGGAGCGCGGCACGCUGAUGAAGCGAAACACCUUCCCCUCCCUACCUUGGACGUACCUCGAGAACCCGAAGACCAUCGAGACCGAGACAGGCGACUCGAUUCUGGUGGAUGGGUGGUAUGGGUACGCGCGCAAGCUGCACUACACUUGCGAUGCUUUCUUUGCCAUCUCGUGGGGCCUGGUCACUGGCUUUCAAAGCCCGUUCCCCUGGUUCUACCCGGUCUUUUUCUGCUGCAUGAUCAUACACCGCACCGUUAGAGAUGUUCAGCGCUGCAGGCACAAGUACGGCGAGGCCUGGAAGGAGUACGAGAGGCGGGUUCCGUACCUGUUCAUUCCGUACGUGAUCUGA